Messenger RNA from Triplophysa dalaica, 1376 nucleotides. RefSeq names its product lipocalin 15 (gene lcn15). The record is from RefSeq and is a predicted model, not a curated record. Lineage: Eukaryota; Metazoa; Chordata; Actinopteri; Cypriniformes; Nemacheilidae. Bases 125 to 760 code for a protein of 211 amino acids. The transcript is spliced from 7 exons. Gene Ontology annotation, molecular function: small molecule binding.
UUCUACAGCUUCACAAACAUUCUCUUCUGUUGACUGAUAUAAAGUCCUGGAGCUUCUUCAAAGCUUCACUGAUAUGACUUUAGUGUUGCUUUUAUCAUUUCUAAGGACUGUGUGAUCUUUCAGCAUGAUUUUUGCAUUAGGAUAUUUUCUUUCUGUGUUGUUGGGGACACAGGGUUUCAACACACAACAUUCUAUUGAACCACAGGCAGACUUUGAUCUGGAGAAAUUCACAGGUGAAUGGUACCGACUUGGAGUUGCAGAUGAAUCAAACACAUUUGCCAUGUUAAAACACCAUUUGAAGGUUUCUAAAGGUUUGCUGGUAGCAGAUGCCAGUGGAAAUGUGAAUCUCACCAUGUGGACAAUGAGACCAUAUGGAUGUUCUAUCAGUGUUUAUUCGUAUGAGAAGACAGACGUUCCAGGAGCAUUUACAUAUUUCAGCAAAAGACACAAAAUAAUAAAAGACAUCACCAUGGUGGAGACCAAUUACACCGAUUACAGUUUGGUCCUUAAAUACAAAAGCAUGGACAAAGAGUACACUCAGAUAGCUCUGUACGCACGAUCAGCUACACCAACACUAGAAGUGAUUCAGAAAUUCAGAUCCUUUGCAUUGACAGUGGGAUUUUCGGAAGAGGCCAUAAUGGUUCCAGCGGACAUUGAUCACUGUCCUAACCUUGAAACAAGGAAUACAGCAGAAUUCAGAGAGGAGAAAUCUGCACAAACAACUAAUCAAUCAAUCUUUGGCACUGUUUCCAAUGUGUGAUCUGUCUGAUGUUUUUUAAUAGUUAACUUUAUAACUAACUUUAUACUUUCGCCAUCUUUCAGCCAGCUGUGGACCUUUGGUUACAUAUACUCAGUUUUGUUACACAUUUGGGCAACAAUGUUUGUUUUAACGAAAACCGUCAUUGAAGAAAUGCAACUAUAUAACAUCAGCAAACCAUUCAUUAACCACUAGGUGGCGCUAUUGUAACGGAACACCAUCAACCAGAAGAAACUUUUUUGACAGACACUUAAUAAUGGAGAUAUGAUACUGUUCAAUCUUCAUCAGAUCAUUUAUAUCAAGUGAUUAUUGUAAAUAUUCACUAUAAUUGCAUAUGCUCAAUAAACUCUACUGUUUUUACCAUUAUAACAUCAGUUGCUUUAAAAAGUUUGCUCUAAAAAUACACAAAGUCUACACAGGUUAUUAUUUGUCUAACACUUGCGAGUUUUAUGCGUAACGUUAUGAAACUGAAUGGAUAUAAAAACAGGUUAUAACUGCACAUUUCGUAGUUGAAUAGGUUCAUUUAUAUUAUUGUUAUAUUAUUACUGUAUAUAAAAUGACAUGGUUUUAUGCACACAUGCUUUGUUUAUACAGAAAUAAAGAAGUAAUGACGAAUCCA